Saccostrea echinata is the source of this 3958-nucleotide messenger RNA. Its product is annotated as adhesion G-protein coupled receptor F1-like. Bases 264 to 3938 code for a protein of 1224 amino acids. Gene Ontology annotation, molecular function: G protein-coupled receptor activity. The record is from RefSeq and is a predicted model, not a curated record. Gene Ontology annotation, biological process: negative regulation of angiogenesis; adenylate cyclase-activating G protein-coupled receptor signaling pathway; cell surface receptor signaling pathway. The transcript is spliced from 35 exons. NCBI's taxonomy places the organism in Eukaryota, Metazoa, Mollusca, Bivalvia, Ostreida, Ostreidae. Gene Ontology annotation, cellular component: membrane.
UGUAAAAAAAGAAAGUAGAGAACACGAGUUGUUGUUGACGUGAUUGUGUUUAUUUGAAUAUUUUACAGGGAUGAGAAGAAUUUUUUUUUGACAGGAUGGAGAUUACACAAAGUAUUUAGGAUCUAAACGCAAUUAGAUGGAACCGUAGAGUGAGAUUUGUGGAUAGGAAGAUAUAGGCUUGAUGAUGUAUUACAGAACAGUCUCGUGAAAUUAUCUUCCUCGUUGGUGAUGAAAUUUCUUCUAAGGUUAUCAAGAAAUUGACCAUGGAGUACAUAGUAAUGCUACAAACUCUCCUGUUCACUCUCCUAAAUGUUUCGACUACGCUUGCAUGUCAAAGAUUUCAACAAAUUUCUCUGCAACCUUACACGGGGGAAAAUGUGGCAUAUCCGGAGAACUACCCGCAGAAGAAGGGAUAUAAAGCAAAUGUAACUUGUUCCUGGAAUAUUACCACAAUACGAGGGUUUGAAAUUAUAGUUUAUCCCCGAUGGAACUGCAACUCGGAUACAUCAUUUAAUCUAUAUCAUGGUCUAACUACCUCAGCGAAGAAAAAUGAAAUGGUUGGUUGUCCCCACGGAGAGAGCUAUGGAAUAAUGCAAACAAGAACAUCUGCAGUUCUUCUGACUUUGUCAACAUUGUCUUCGUUUAAUAGAGGUUUCAGUUUUCGUUUCAUGGCUGUGGAAAGCAACAAAGAUGAAAACUGUGACCCUAAUGGUAUAAAGUUGCUGGCAGAUAAACAGCCUAAUUUUAUUGUGUCUCCUGGGUUCCCAGCUGAGUAUCCAAGUAAUUUGAACUGUGUUUGGAUGGUGGAGCCCGAAAUCAGAGAUAGAAACACACAUCUGGUGUUUCAGUUCCGCUCUGUGUAUUUGGAGAGAGGUUAUGAUACAUGUGCAGAUUACGUCCAGAUAGAUGGCUUAGAUAAAUUUUGUGAUGACGUUGAAAAUCAGAUCUUACAGUCUUCUCCUAAAAUACCACUGAAUAAGACCUCAACAAAAGUAAGUUUCAUCAGUGACAUCGGCUUUGCUGGAAGUGGAUUUGUUCUGGCUUUUUACAUUGAAGACAAUGUGCAGUCAUGUUCCUGUCAAAAUGGAGGAACUUGCAUGAAUUCAACAUGUAUUUGUUUACGUGGUUAUGAGGGCAGAAACUGUGAGGAUGAAACGUUGAAGCUGCUUUCAUUUGAAAUUAGCCAUCCAGUACUGCGUGAGGAAAAGCCAGUGUGGUUUAAAAUGGAAUUAAUGGACAACUUUAAUCACAGUCACAGUGUUCAGUGGUUCCGAAAUGGACUUAAGAUAUCUAAUGCCUCUAUGAGAUAUAUAAUGUCAUCUUCACGAACAGCAAAUGGAACUUAUCGUUAUAUGAUUUAUAUCCCACGUGUUUUAAAACAGGAUAGAGGAGUUUGGGAGGUUACUGUAUCUAACGAAGUGACAACUGCAACCAGGAGUGUCAGUCUUCAAGUUCUUCCAAAACUUUUGCUGAAGAUGUCUCCACAAUACGACUUCUACGUAACCAGCGGAGAGGAUAUAAAUCUACAUUGUCGUGUCAUAAAUCCUGAAUCUUUGAAUGAUUUAAAAAAUGGAAGUUUAAUCUGGCAAAAAGAUGGAAGAAAAAUUUUAUCUCUGACAGAUUCUGUAUUCAAUAUAAGCAGAAGUAACACGUAUACAACAUUGUAUAGACCAUCCGCAUCACUGACUGAUUCUGGAAAUUUCUCGUGUUUCCACUCUGCUUACCCUGAUCCAGUUAGUGUGUCUGUUUAUAUAAAUGUUAUCAAACCAGAACAGCUGAGAUGUCCAACAGAAAAUUUUGAAGGAAUAACAUGGAAUACAACAGUUGCAGGGAUGACUCAUAAGAAGUCAUGUCCAAAAAAUCAAAAAGGAACUGCAACUAGAUAUUGUGACACACAGGGAAUAUGGAAAACUCCUAACUUUAUCAAUUGUACAAGUGAAGGUUUUGUAAAUGCGUCUAAAGAGUUGGAUUCGUUACUAGAAGACGGCCUUGAUAGUUUGGGAAAAGUAGGAGAAACAGUGAACAACACUUUAGUGAAAAUGAAGAACCUGACAUCAAAGAGUAAUGCGCUGAGUGCCGGGGAUAUCAGCUCCUCUCUUGACAUCCUAGAGAAGAUUGUUGACGUCACAAAUCUGACGAGUGCAAAUAUUAAGAAAGAGGUAUUUUUUGAGAUCGUCGACAAUGUUCUAUCUACCAACAAUUCGGACUCCUGGACGACAAUUCAAAAAAAGACGGAGAAAGAUGCUAGCGCACUGUUAAAGAAUAUUGACAGAUUGAGUGAAGUUAUCAUGAAAAACAACAAUGUAACAGCAACUAAGUUUACUGGUUUAAACUUAGAGGUAACUGUUGACCAAACGAACGUAGAAGAAUCGGGAAUAAUUUUUCCGGACAUAUCCUCCAAUAAAAGUGCUGAAGUUGUUGAUGAAUAUGCAACAUUUCUUGAAUUGCCCAAGCAAACGAACAAAUCAAAGAAAGCUAUUACCUAUGUGGCCGUCAUAUACAAGACAAUUACAGACAUUUUACCCACAGAUUCAGGAGGAAAAGAUACAGCGAGCGAUGGAGAAAUCGUUAACUCAGAGAUUCUCUCACUGACCACGCAGACGGAUCUCGGGAUUUUGUUUCCUCCUCUAAAUCUGACUUUUCAGCAUAAACACAAGAAUAAAAGUAUCCAUCUUCAAGCUCUUUGUGUUUCGUGGGACUUUACAUCAAACAAAUGGUCAGAAGAAGGCUGCAAAAUAAAUUCCACCAGCAAUAAAAGGACAGUUUGCCAGUGUAACCAUCUAACUAACUUUGCCAUUCUGAUGAGACCCUAUUCGUCAGAAAGUGAAGACAGUGCUUCUUUGAAGUCUAUAUCCUUCAUUGGUGUUAUUGUGUCUAUUGUUUUCACGAUGUUAACGUUCAUCAUCUACAUCGUGGCAUGGAAACAUAUAAAGAAUGACCAAAAUAUUAUGAUGCUAAAUCUCUGUGGAUCGUUGGUUGUAUCCUACAUUGUCUUUAUUUCUGCUGUUGAAGAAACAAGCAAUGAGAGCUUGUGCAUCGCAAUAACCGCUGUCAUCCAUUAUCUUUUCCUGGUGACCUUUUUCUGUAUGAUGGGGAUUGGUAUCUACUAUUUCAUGAGUAUCACAGUGACCUAUUAUGCAUUGCGUGUGGCAAACAAUUUCAAGUCUAUAUCUAGAGUGCGUUGGUUUCUUUUAGGAGGAUGGGGUAUUCCGUUAGUAAUUGCUGGAGUAACUUUGGGAGCUUUUCGGGGAACGGGUUACCAUCUUAAAAACUACUGCUGGCUCUCAAUGGAAAGUGGUUCUCUUUAUCUGUUUAUUAUUCCAGUUUGCCUAAUUGCUGUGAUAAACAUCAUUAUUAUUGUAUCCUUAAUACGAGUAUUGUUGGCCACAUCUACAAUGGCAAACUCGUCACUCUACAAAAAGGCUGCAUCUGGAUUGCGAUCUCUGGGUACACUUGUUCCGGUAUUAGGCGUUACCUGGAUAUUUGGAGUUUUAGCUGUUAACGAUAGGGCUGAAAUAUUUCAGUACAUUUUCAUCAUAGCCAAUUCCUUACAGGGAUUAUUCAUAUUUAUUUCGCAUGUGGUUUUAAAUAAAAAGCUAAUUAAGGGUAUAAUAAUUAAAUACCCUGCCCUGAGUGCACUUUCGAUGUUGACAGAGUCAAGCAAACAGGAGUCAACCCCGGUGACUCCGACUCAUUCAGCUGAUUCUCAUCGUCCUAUUAUAAAGUCAAGGAGAAAGGGAAUAUUGUCAAAAAUAGGCAAAUCUUCAAACAAAAAGACAGCAAACACUAAAAUCGAAAUGGAAACUGAAUCUUUUUUGACUGAAAAAACAGAUUCAAGUGAUUUCUCCAAUGUCAGUCCCCAGGAGAAGAAUAGACGAGGACCAAGAUUACAGUUGAAAAUAAAUAAAAAGAAGAAAUAUACAUUGACAACUACAUAACCUUUUUUUAUUGAAUAAAA